Peronospora farinosa is the source of this 3114-nucleotide messenger RNA. The record is from the annotation of a GenBank genome assembly. Lineage: Eukaryota; Oomycota; Peronosporomycetes; Peronosporales; Peronosporaceae.
AUGAUGGAGCAGUUAACUGCAUGCGCUCGGCAGCUCUUCGAGGGCGUACCGGGCAGCCAUGAGCAACACGCAGCCAAUGCGUGGCUCAUGCAGUUCCAGACACGCGAGGAAGCGUGGCAAGCUGCACUACAGGUACUGGAGCAUUCUGUAUGCGACUCGAAUACGCAUCAGCUACUUGCUGCCCCACAACUCGUGGCCAUGCAGAUCCUUCGGCUUAAAACGCAGCACGAAUGGACGCAUCUCAGUGUACAGCAACAGCAAAUUGUGCGACAAACCUUGUUGAAGUUGCUGGAGAUAACAUGUGGGACAGAAAAUGGCCUUUCACGAGUAAGUUGCCGCAUUGCUUGUGUGACGUUGGCGGAUAUUGUGGUCAAGUCGUGCAGGAGCUGGACAAACUGGAAAAGUGACGUGCUGCGGCUUGUGAAUGGAAAUGCCGCUGCUCGAGUACAUCCGAAAGGGUCUGUUGUGUUGGUAGAUGUUCUAGGAGCCAUUCCACUACAGAUCUUGGCGUCAGAGAGUGCGUGGACUAUGGAGGAGAUGCAGCAGAUGCUGUCAAUGUUUCAGGUUGAAGGACAUACAAUCAUGACAGCGGUGCAGAUGAUUCUGACGAGCAUACCGGAUGAGAGGAACAGCGCUUUCCGCUGCCUAGAAAGUUGGAUUGUAGGUUGCAUUCCAACUCACGAGACGUUUGGUUUGAAUGCAGCGCAUCUUUUUGCUAGUGGACUGCUUGACGAGCUAUUCGAUGCAGCUAUUAGUGACGGCGAGGACCAGGCACAGCUGGCUGCAGGAAUCAUUGCGGAUUCUUUUGUGUGGAAUGCCUUGACUGUCGGGUCUGAAAGCAUAUGCCAGGCAGUACUUCACUCUGGAUACCGUUUGAUUGAAGCGAUGCCCCUGUUUCAGUCUGAAUGGCGACCUCUGACGGGCACCAUAAUGACAAAGGAGCGACGAACGAGCGCUUGCAGGGGUAUGUCACGCAUUGCUUGCUCUCUAGCAAUGAAUCACGCGCCUGUAUUGUUUUCAAAUCAUGAUGCAAAGACUAAAGCGUCUCGUAAAAGCCUCACAUUAGAGCAGCAGCAACGGUUUUCAUUUGACUUUUUGGAACUGCUUCUUGCCUGCUCAUCGUAUGAUGACAUCGAUGUCGCACAACCUACGUUGGAAAUCUGGUUUUUCUUUCUCGAGAAUAAUCCAUUACAAAACGAGAUGUCAUGGCAACUUUUCGACACCACGGGGCAGGAGCAUGUGGUCAACGUGCUUUCACGUCUAGUGAACGCGCUUAUUGAGCAGUGCAAGUACCCGCAAUGGUUUGUUGAGAGGAACCAAAUCGUAAGCGACGAUCCUGAGAUUGAGGCGAUUGCUGAGUUCCGGAGAGAAAUCGCAGACACUAUGUUAAGUCUUUUCUCCAAGUGGCCAAGAAACCACGGGAAACCUGCUGGAGACUAUGCGUCAUGUGUGAAAAGCAUGUGCCAAAUGCUUUCGGAUUGCAAAGACGUCGCACUGAUUGAUGCGCUGCUUUUCUUGCUGUCGUACACGGUUGAGUUAUUCGAUACUAUGUUGUCUGAUUCGGAAUCCGCAGACGACCUAAACUCGUUUCAAGCUCCUGUAUCAAGUGGGAUUGAUGUUUUGUUGGGAGUAUUCGACUGCGUUUUAAACUUGCCGAUGCAUCCAUUAGUGAUAAACGGUGUUGCGCGGUAUUUGCGAUUACUCAGUGCUUCUUUUGCAGUGCCACCCAGCAUACGCCUACGCGCUUCGAUGGUCAUGUGCCAAGGACUCCAGUGCGCUUCGUCCUUUCCAGUGGCAAUUCAAUCGUUGCUACAGAGUAGCUCCUAUAUUGUUAAGUACACUACAAUGGAAGAAAGAGCCCCGCUGUUCCACGCACUGCUCCAAUUGUGCACCACGUCUCAGACCAAAACUUCUGAAGAAAGUAAAGGUGAUCUACUAGAAGCGACGUUUCGGAUCUCAUGUGGUUUAUCUGAUGCAGAUUUUGGCGUUUUAUGCUCAUCGGUUUUGUCAAACCUUACCGUUCGUGUGCAAAGUGCAAACUCGAUCGAGGCGUCCAGUAGUGUGUACAUGUUGGGUCGAGCUCUUGGGGGUGUUCAAGACCAGCAGCAUGGAUUCGCCUUGAUUGAACAACUCUGGCCUCUCGCAAAAGCUUCUCUUUUGCAGCACAGAAGUGACGGCGCCUGUCGACGCAUAGGGGCUGGAUUUUUUCUUAGCGUAAUUUCCCAUCUGGAGCAGGAAGCACUCCAUCCAAUUGAAGCAGAAAUACUGGAAAUGUGUCUUUGGUGGUAUGGUGAAGGUAUUGCUCCUGACAUUCUCACAUGUUGCACCCGAAUAAUCUUGCGUCAGAGAGGCAACUUAGGCAUGCAGUCGUCAGCUGGGCACGCAUUCGAGCGACUUCUUGCUGAUUUUCGCAGCAAACUCCACGAUGUCACCGAAACCAAAACUGAUUGUGGCAAACUGUCAAUGGAGAGCUUCCUUUCCCAGAAUCUGGAGGCAGACAAGAUGAUUCCAGAAGUACAGCAGUUCCUGGAGUUUGCGCGAGAGGUUUUGAGCUCUUUUCCGCAAGCACUGUUGCAAAAUCGGUCAAACGGAGAGCCAACGCUAUAUUGGGUCUGUCUGGAUUUGGCAACAAGACUUGUGAAAGUGGAUCACCAGAUGCAGGAAAUAUGUGAUGCUGCGUGCAAUUUCCUUUUGCACGCCAUGCGAUGCCAACCAGAGCAGAUUGUGGAAAAGAUAAACAUUUUUGCCACAGAAGUUGUCCGUGUCGUCAUGAGUUAUCUGGGACCCAAAAGAAGACACUACAGCGCACGAAAUCUUUGGGAUUUUCUGUUUCAGUGUCUGCACGCACCACAAAUAUCGACGCAAAUCCGAGGCAGGUACUUUGCAUGCGUCGUCUUACUUCGUACUGAUAUCGUUUAUCAUGGGUGUUUAUUUCCAGGCGGCUUCCUUUCCGCUGUGUCCACCGUAGUGAACGAGGAAGGUGCUCUUCGUUCUCUCUUAUCUGCAGAUGUUUGUCAGCAAAUUCCUGGCGAGAUGCGAAUGCGAUGCCAGCGACAUCGCUUUCGACUGUACUUCACCCGGUUGGCUCACCUUGCUGAAGUGGCUUACUCCUAA